This is a messenger RNA of Python bivittatus (Burmese python), 3043 nucleotides long. The record is from RefSeq and is a predicted model, not a curated record. NCBI's taxonomy places the organism in Eukaryota, Metazoa, Chordata, Lepidosauria, Squamata, Pythonidae.
GAAGGGACUGCAGAUAUCUGCUCUUUCUCAUUUUUAUUAAUUCUUAAUUUCAAAGUAUGAUAGGACCUGAAAUGCUGCAUCUCCCUAGGAUGUUUUAGUGAAAGUGAUCUAAUUUGCAAAUGGUCUCAACUUUAGAUUUACGAAGGUCGUCGGGAGGCAAAGCACCGACAGCGAACAAAACGGUAGCUUCAGAAUUAAACGAGAGACGAGGAGGAGUUGAGUUUUGCACCUCAACAUCGGAGCCAGCAGGAUGGGGAGCAUUUGAGAGGAGCAAGAGGGACCCAUUUGUUGGGAUGGAAGAGCGCUGGGAAACGCAGUGGCGGCAGUUCCUCAAGACGCUGCAACCCGUUCACCCAGGAGAGGGGAAGCUGAAGAUGUCGGAGGCUUCUCCCUGGGAAGACCCCAAGGCCUUCCUGGCCUCCUUCGAGCAGGUGGCCCAAGCCUGUCGGUGGCCCAGAGAGCAGUGGGUGGCCUGUCUCCUGCCGUCCCUGAGCGGGGAAGCUGAAGAGGCCUUCCAAAAGCUGGAAAUCAGAGACCGGGACAACUAUGGGAAGGUGAAGGCCGCCAUCUUGAAAGGGGAAGCUGUGAAAAUGGAGGCACAGCGUCAACGUUUCCGGCAGUUCUGCUGCCAGGAGGUGGAAGACCCGCGAAGGGUUCAAAGCCAACUUCAGGAGCUUUGCCGCCAAUGGCUGAAGCCGCAGAGACGCUCCAAAGAGCAGAUCCUGGAACUCUUGAUCCUGGAGCAAUUCCUGGCCAGCUUACCUCCAAAGCUUCAGAGUUGGGUUCAAGCUAGAAGACCUGAGACAUGUUCCCAGGCAGUGGUUCUGGUGGAAGACUUCCUGAGAAACCAGCAAGAGGCCAAAUCAGGGACGUACCAGGGCCCAAUGAAUGAAGAACAUGUCGAUUUCUUAUAUUCAGAGAAAGAGACCUUGGAGGCUGUGAAGAGAGAAAAUAUUGAAGUAGAAAUCAGCAUGCUGGGGCAUGGAAUCAAAUCCUCAAGCCACCCCAGCCAAUUGUUUCCUUCUGAAAGAUUUGGGGUGGUCCAAACUGCUCUGAGAGAGGAAUUCAUGGAUCUCAAGGAAACAGAUGCGUGUUUGCAGGCAACCAAGUGGAAGCUGACACAGCCAGGUCAACAGACUGUGGCCUGGCAAGUCCUGCAGGAAGAACAUGAAAACAUAGAUUGUCUAGAGAGCGGAAUGGAAACUGAGAUCAAAGUGGAGAAUCCUGAGCAGAGAGGAAAUGAACCAGGGUUAACACGCAGGACAGAUCUACAGCUUAGCUCUGGGAAUCUGCCGAUAAAAGUGGAAAUGGAAGAAGAAGGCUACAAGUUAAGAGAGCAGCAGCAGAAGACCUCCACGGGGUGUGAGAACCAACAGGCUUUGCUUCAACAGGAAUUUACUGCUGCUGCUAUUCCUGAAAAGGCCACUAUGUCCAAGGAGGAUAAAAUGCCCGUGUUCUCCCAGUAUGACGGAAGUUACCACUACAGAGUGGAGCGGAAUACAAUACCUUCUACAGAGAAGUUGGAUCGAUGUCCUCAGAGGCUUGAGGACAGCUACCAGCAUACUUCAAAUGUGAAUCAAGAGGAGAAAAACAUUGUCAUUGAGAAAAGGUUUGAAAUCUCUGGGAAUGGAAUAGUUAAUGAUUUGAAUACAUAUCCAAGUAACCAUCUUGGAGAAACACAUAACUCUUCUGAAUAUGCAAAAACCUACAGCAAUGUGAACUCACUCAGCAAAUUUCCAGCUUGUAAAACUGAAGAGGGAUGGUAUGAAUGUUCUCAGUGCGGGAAAUGCUUCAAUAAAGCAAAAUACUGGAAGCAGCAUCAGAAAAUUCAUACCGGGGAGAAACCGUACAAAUGUUCUCAGUGUGGAAAGUGUUUCAAUCAGUCAGGAAAUCUGAAGACUCACCAAAGAAUUCAUACUGGGGAGAGACCCUACAAAUGUUCUCAGUGUGGGAAAUGCUUCAGUCACACAAAUGUUCUGAAGAUCCAUCAGAGAAUUCAUACUGGGGAGACCCCGUACAAAUGUUCUCAGUGUGGAAAAGGUUUCAGUCAGAUGGGAAAUCUGAAGAAACAUCAGAGAAUUCAUACUGGAGAGAAAAUGUAUAAAUGUUCGCAGUGUGGGAAAUGCUUCAGUCUGGCAGGAAUUCUGAAGCGACAUCAGAGAAUUCAUACCGAAGAGAGACCAUACAAAUGUUCUCAGUGUGGGAAAGGAUUUAAUAGGACAGGGAUUUUGAAGAAACAUCAACGACUUCACACUGGAGAGAAACCUUACAAAUGUUCUCAUUGUGAGAAAGACUUCAACCAGAUGGGAAAUUUGAAGAAACAUCAGAGAAGUCAUACUGGAGAGAGAUUGCACCAAUGUUCUUAAUGUGGAAAAGUCUUCCUGUAGUUUGACAGAAAUUCUGAGACAUCAAGGCAUUCAUGUUUUGGGGAGACCUUACAGAAUUUUUUUAUACAGGGAAAAUGUGGUCAUGGUGAUGUUUUGAAGAACCAUCAGUGAACCUGUAGGCAUUGAGACAUUCUACAGAUAUCUUCACUGUAGUAAAUACUGUAGGGAGGAGGUAGGUUUGGAGUGACAUUAUAGAUAUCAUUGAAACCUGGUGGGAUGAACCCUUAUAGAGUAAUCAAAGGUUUCACAUUGUUGAAAAGGAACAGAAGCAAAGAUAAGGGAGAAGGAAUUGCUCUGUGUUAGAAGUAAUUGAAGGAACUAAUAAAAUCUUUACGAGGUUUGGUGCCUACUAUCACAUCCCCGACUAAGGACAGGAUGAUAUUCCCUGCAAAAACAGAACGUAGCUGUUUCAAAGAGACCUGAAAUAGAAUCUCAAGAGUUGAAAAAUGAUACAUGGUUUUAUUUAUUUAUUUAUAAUUAAUAUUUAGUCCCCCACUUAAAAAAACAAGUUCUGUUAUACACUUAAUAAGGGCUGCAAUGAUGUGUUGUUAUUUCUUUCUUAAUUUAUAUUUAUAAUAAAUGUAGAGUCCAUAUAGGAGGAAGAAGUGGAACCCGGGGACUCUGAAAGGUGAUACACACUUGUAAGGGCUAGAGUA